Pangasianodon hypophthalmus (striped catfish) is the source of this 4838-nucleotide messenger RNA. RefSeq names its product LIM domain containing preferred translocation partner in lipoma (gene lpp). The record is from RefSeq and is a predicted model, not a curated record. The transcript has 14 exons. Gene Ontology annotation, biological process: cell-cell adhesion. The coding region runs from base 702 to 2393 and encodes 563 amino acids. Gene Ontology annotation, cellular component: stress fiber; focal adhesion. Lineage: Eukaryota; Metazoa; Chordata; Actinopteri; Siluriformes; Pangasiidae.
ACGCUAUGGUGACACACUGUUUAGUGUGCUAGCGUAGCCCGCGUGCUUAAGCCCAGCCUCAAAUUUCUCAGAACUAAUUUGCUAUUCUGAGUCCAUUCGCUGGCGUGUUAAAGCCUCCACAGCCAUACACUAUACCGAGUGUACACGGAGUUCCUAUUCACACGGACCGAGCUGUUUUAGCCUGUCGCUCUGCUCAUAUUUAGUUUUUUUUUUCUUUUUUUCUUUUUUAGAAAUACGUUCCACUUUUCGUUCCUCUUCGGUGCGGACUGCUGCUAAACAAUGAGCAGGGGUUUAUUUAUGUUUUUGGUUUGAGCAGGAUUAAGCCUAAAGGCAUUAUAUAUUUGAAAAACUGAUAUUUUUUUCCCUCACGUCUUGGAUUUUAUAAUGUACAUUCCGUGUGGUGUCUCUUGCCUGCUUUUGUCCUUGUCGAGCUAUAUGUGUCAGAAACGUGCAUGGCAUUGCUGAGCUACUGUACUAAAGCAGCUUGAGGAGCGACAGUAUCCUUGGUGGCUUGGUGGAGCUCCCAUCAGAACUGUGCCACCUGGUGGAUAGCAGGAAACUGCUUCAAUGUGCGUCUAAUCAGGCCUUGUCCAGAAGAGAGACUGCUGGAUUGUUGCUGAAGAACUGAGCCAUUGAAUUCAUUCAUCUUUAGAGUUAGUUGCUGGUGACUCAUCGCUGUCCAUCAAAGAAAAGUCCUAACCAUGUGGAGUGGCCAGAACAAUGGGAGUCAGCACGGUCAUGUGACUGCCAGAAUGGAGACCAGUUUGCCCAUGGGGACCCCAAGCAUCUCGGUAUCACAGCACCAAGCUCCUAAAAAGUUUGCUCCUGUCGUGGCACCCAAACCCAAGUUCAACCCGUACAAGUCUCCAGGGGACACUACACACGACAUUGCAGGUGAUUACCCUCCACCACCUCCACCUGUAGUGGACACCAGCGGUUUGCCGUCUUCUUCGUCCUUCCCUCCACCUCCACCGAUGGACGAGAGCUCCUUUGGAUUUCAGAUCAAAGGACCAGAGAAGACCCUGGAGGAGAGACGCUCCAGCCUGGAUGCUGAGAUCGACUCUUUGACCAGCAUCCUGGCCGAUCUGGAGAGCAGCUCACCAUAUAAGAGUCGCACGCCACAGAAUUCUGCCACCCUACCAGCGACAAGCCCCAAUGCUCCUGUUACAGGCUACAAACGCAUGGUGAUCCCCACCCAGCCACCUCUGACCGCCACCAAAAAGUCUACUCCCAAACCUCAGGCACCUCCAUCUGCUGCUCCAGCCUCCUCUCCAUCUCCUUCCUCACGGCCUCAGCAACCAGUUCCUGCCUCCUACAGCACGGCCUCUACCCCCAGCCAGCCCACGUUCAGUGUGCAGGCACGAGCAGCUCAGCCUGGCCCUCAGCAGCAGCAUCAGCAGCCUGGCCGAGCCACGUAUGCACAGGGGCAAUACACACCGGCCCAACCUCGAGGCCCUGACUUUGCCUACGGGCCUCCACAGCCAACUUUCUCCCCAUCUGGAGGGUACCAUGAGCAACACUACAGUGGAGCUCCAGCCCCUGGAGGCCAGAACACUUGGAGAGCUGAACCAAGCCACCAUGCUGCACUACCACACAAUCAGAGCUACCAGCCUCCUGCCCCAAAGAAGACCUACAUCACCGACCCUCCUGCCAGCAUGGCACCUUAUGGAGCAGGAGUAAUGGGAGCUCAGAAGGCUCCAGGUCAGUCCGCUGCUCACCCUGAGGAAGAGUUGGACAGACUGACCAAGAAGAUGCUAUACGACAUGAACCACCCACCAUCAGAGGAAUACUUCGGCCGCUGUGCGAGCUGCGGGGAGAACGUGGUUGGUGAAGGCACUGGCUGCACCGCCAUGGAUCAGGUCUUCCAUGUGGACUGCUUUGUGUGCAUGACCUGCAGCUGCAAGCUGAGAGGCAAACCCUUCUAUGCUGUGGACAAGAAGGCUUACUGUGAGCCGUGCUACAUUAACACCUUGGAGACCUGUAACAUCUGCAGUAAGCCCAUCAUGGAGCGGAUUCUGCGGGCGACGGGCAAAGCUUACCACCCGCACUGCUUUACCUGUGUGGUGUGUCACCGGAGCCUGGAUGGUAUCCCUUUCACUGUGGACGCCUCCAACCACAUCCACUGCAUCGAGGACUUCCACAAGAAGUUUGCCCCUCGUUGCUCUGUGUGUAAAGAGCCCAUAAUGCCUGCUCCUGGCCAGGAGGAGACGGUGCGCAUUGUGGCCCUGGACCGGGAUUUCCAUGUGCAGUGCUACCGCUGCGAGGAUUGUGGCUGUCUGCUCUCUGAGGGUGAUAAUCAGGGCUGUUACCCACUGGAUGGUCAUGUUCUCUGCAAGAACUGCAACACCAGCCGCAUCCAGGCCCUCACUGCCAAGGCCACCACCGACCUCUGAGUCUAUUCUCUCCUCACACACACGCGCACACACACACACACACACACACACACACACGUACACGCACUCAUAUACUCCUAACUCAUCUGAUACAAUAUGGCUGCAUUUAGAAAUAUCCUCACGCUUAAACCUUGUGCGCGCACACACACACACACACACACACACACACAAACACACAGACAAACACACAGUUCAUAAUGAUCACAUUGUACACGUCUGUUGCAGUCAGACUAAAAGCAUUUUAUCUUUGCAUCUUGUACGUAUGCUAAUAGAAAACAAACAUUUAAUAGUUGAUUGAAACUUUAAGGGUACCGUGAGUCGAAUGAUCCAGAAGGCCUUGAGAAAGGAUUACCUUACGAUAGUUAUGAUGAUGAAUUUCACAUGAUGAACUAGUACAGUGAUCUGUCAGUUAGGAAACUCCUUUGCUUUAUAUGAUUUUGUAUAUCUUCCAUAUGGCCAGGGGUCAAAGAGCAAAAUGUGAUGGGGACAAAUAUGUAGUAAAUGACAUUUGAGUCAUCUGUGUCCCCUGACGGAGUUAUUUCAGCCAUAACACUUCUAAAAAUCCAGCUCACUCGGUCGAUGUUGAGCUUUAAUAUUAUUCUGUGUCCUAAUCGUAUAUGUGCUUUGUCUUUAAAGUGAGUGAAAACAGCACCAUAAUCCACUUAGUCAUUUAGGAUUUUCUGACAAUCAGUGGCCUUGCUUUCAUCAUUCAUAUUAUAUAUGUACGUAUGUAUACAUUUGACUCACAAAAGCAUGAUACAAGGUGAUGGGGCCACACAUAUGUAUGUAUGAAUACACACACACGCGCACACACACGCACACACACACACACACACACCUAAGGGAAAAAAUGUUCUUAUUUCUUCAUAUGGCCUUAUAAACUAUAUUAAAGGGCUUUUCUGGGUUAUUAUUUGGGUGAAUAAUAUGCAAACAGAAUUUAAAUGUACAAGAUAUUGAAGCUCUAGUUCCAGGUGUAUAGAGGAGGUGAAGUUGAAUUGUAGCUGCGUAGUUGCAACACAAAUGUCAGUGCAUAGCGAGACAAAUACAUCAAUCAUACAAAAACAAUAGGAUUUGACAGUAUUUCUUGAAAAUCAGUAAAAUCUGCGAGUCUUGGCUUCAAACGACUCCCACUGGAGCGACGUUUACAUUCUUUGACGACGUGUGUAUAUAUUUACAUACUUAUGCAGUUCAUAGAGAGGUUUAUUAUAUGGAAUAGGACUGUGAACCCAAACCUAUAUAACCAAAGUCUGAGUAAUGCUGCAGUGCACUGCUGCUUCCUCCUAUUAUUCAGUAUACCGCUUUUCACUUAGCACAAUUAUUGUAUGUAUAUGCAUAUCAUGAAAGAAGGCCUUUAAUGCAGAGUAGUUGUUGUGCUUUUUGGUAUCUUUCUGAGAAAAUGAAGGCAGUAUAAAGUGCCUUUUUUUGUUAGUACAGUCCAUAGAAUGAGAAACACUGAAAUGAAAUCAGUUAUGGUGUGACAAUCAAACACAGAGCUUAAAAUGGUAUUAAAAAUAACUCAAUCGUAGAAGAUUAUAACCAGCAUAGUUUAAAAAUAAAGAAAGAAUUUCUUGUAUGCUCUUAUAAACAGCACUACGAGCAUUAUUUCUAAUAUUGUCAACUUGUGAAAUGUAGUAUUAGACCUAAAUAGCAAAGAAAGUAUUGUAAUGAUUAGGAAAAAAAAACUAGUGAUAGGAUUAAUUUCUUAGCGUUGUAAAGGAAGAAUAACAAUAUGCAAUUUCCUUUUUAUUAUUGCAUUGACACUUUAUAUAAAAUAAUAUGCAGACCUUAACUUUUUUUUACUCUUCAGGAAAUAUUUAAAUUUGAUUAAGCAAUAAGUUUUCCACACUACACCUCUCCUCCUCUGUGUGCUUUUUCUGGUCAGUUUCAUCAUCCUGCUCUUAAGGUGUUAAGAUGUAGAGAAGUGGUUGUUCUUUACUUAGCAGUGGCACAGGUGUUCUCUGUUUUCUGUUCUUGCGCUCUUUCGCUAAAAUGUAGUCCUGCUUGCAUGCUUUUAUUGUUUCUUUAUAUUUUUAACUAUUUUGCUUCAUGAGUGAGGAAAAAACAAGGGAUUUUAAGGAUUAGGCAUUAAGCAUGUAAUUGAACAUUAGGGGUAAAAUGUACCGUGUUGCUCAGGGUGGCCUUUGUUCAGUCAGGUAUUUCUAGAAUGGACCAUAAAUUUAUGCUUAAAAGUACGAGUCCUGAAUUUUCUUACACUUUUUUUUAUUUUGUUAAGGAGUCUUACUAGUGUGAUUGGGGUUAUUCCUGAGGAGGGGAUAUAACAGGAGAAAGGAAAUUUGUUAUUAUGAAUUCUUCAACAAGUUGAUCAAUUAGAAAUCUUCAUCUUUGUUUUAUGUCAAUUUUUGAUUUGUAUUUGCAAGUACUCAUUCCCACACUGUCUCUGUAUUACUUUCUCUAGCUUUAAUAAACCUUUUUGCAUAAGAGUCA